AUCAAAACCAUUUCGAAUCAGUUUGCAACGGGCGAACGCACGAUUAGGACGUAUUUCUGUUUCGUGAGAAAAACCGAAAUUGUUUCGAUCGAAGCAAAGUGUUUGCAGUGAAGUAGGAAAAAAAAGGACAAAACGAAAAAUUCGACGAAUUGUUUUUACAGUGAUUGAAAUAUUUGUCGGUGCAAAUCGAAUGAAAUUGAACUUGAACUGCUUUAUUUUGGUGGUUUCGUUUCGAAUAAUGAAAAGAAAAUAACGACACUUUUACGUGGGACCUAAUUUCACUAAUGUGAAUUGUUGAUGCUGCAAAAGAUUUCGGAAUUAAUUAACGUUUUGUUUUAUGCUGGCAUGUUAAAGCAAAAGCAGAAAAAACCAGUGGAAAAGAGAAUUGAAGGAACAGCAGCAGCAUCAUCAUCAGAGGUACUAAGCAUCAACCAAGUGAAUUUUAUAUAUGGAAAAUCCGUGUAGGAAAAUAAAAAAAACGAAUCCAGAGCGUGAAUCAAAUGGAAUUCUGAAUGUUGAUGCGCUUAGAGCACAUCGGACCACAAGUGAGAGGCCAAGUGUAAGAGUGGAAAACGAAGAAAGGGUUGUGUCUCUUGAAACCAAAGUGAAAAAUAAUUAUGCAUAACUGAAUUAAGUCUUGUCUCUGCGGAUUGCUCCACUGAUAUAUGCAUCCCAUUCGUUUCGGUGUGAAUAAUGACGAUACGGUUGCAUGUAUAUUAAUCUAAUGCAAUAUACAUGAUAAAAUAGGUAUAUCGAAAACAGUGCAAACAAACUCACUCAAAUUGAACAAGAGACGAAAGAGAAAAAAGGAAAAAAAACCAAAAACAGAAGAAAAAAACCGGUAUAUCUUGAAAACCAUAGCUUCACCGAACUUGAAUUAAAAUACAAGUGUGCUGAAAAGUAAAGAAAACAGAAAUAAAAACGUGGAGAAUUUGAUCUUGAGUAACCGCUCUCUGAUGAAAUUGAAUGUACCAAAAGCGUCGUGGAUUUAAAUAUUAUCAUUAGUAUUGUUAUUAAAAUAAUUUCGGUGCUUGAGUUCUCUCUGUCGGUGCAAAAGUUGAAGAGAAAACGUGGUGAACGACACGAGUUGAGUCGUGUGUUUUUCUCUUUUCACCAUCACUGGCGUGAGGUUCUCGACGACGAUAAAUUUUGCGAGUUGGCAAAUGCCAGUGAAUCAGUGUCUCUGUGCCUGUGUACAUUUGUGUGAAAUAUAGAGAAAAAGACGCCCGAGCUAAAGACAUUUCCCUGAACAUUGUGUUUUCAUAACGAGAACAGACCGACACACAUUCAUAUAGCUCCACAUACAAUUCGAAUGCGAACAGCAAUUUAAAAUUUGAAAUGCAAAUGUCUGCUGUAUAAACGGAUCUGGCAUCGUGCAAACAUACAGCAUACACCAAGUGAGCGAGAGAGAGAGAGAGAGAGUGUGGGAUAGAAAGAGACACCGAGUAAGAGAUUAUUAUUUGUCAUAUGAAAUAGCUUUAGUCGGCAAUCUGAUUCAGCACUAAGUCAAAAAUAUAGCAUUGCAACGUAAUCUCAGAUUAAAUUGAAGCUAUCACACGGUUGUGCGCUGAGGUGGAGAAACAACAACACACAUCCACUUCAUUCAUUGAAUCUGUUGAAUUUCAAAGGAGCAUCAAUAAUAGCAGCAGUACUCCACUUAAAAAGGCUAGACUAGACUUACGACCAUUUAAAAAGAAGACGAUAAAGAAACUCUUCACUAAUGGAUAGGAUCAUCUAACAAUCAUAACAACACUCAAUUCGACUGGCCACAGCACGAGCGCGCAGUUGUUGGCUUGCGACACAUCUGGUUUUUGGGCGAUAGCUGGUGUAAUGAAAAAUCCAUGUUGAAAUGAAAUAUUCAUCAAACCAAAUGACUAUAUCGCUGUCGUGUACACAACCAAUGCUGAUGAGAUUGCCGAUUGCUGCAUCGGACACCGAAAUCACAUUUGCAUUUUAGUGCAGAAAACAAAAUCAUAUGAUAAUUUUAAGUGAAAUGUUAACACAAAUAUGACGAUUUGGUAUGUCCGCAAUCGGCUAGAUCAGCCAAAAGCAACAAUAGCAAAUCAAAAACGGAACAAAUCGUUGCCAUUGUCAUCGUCAUCCAGCGCCAAAUCAUUUACGAGACAAGCAGUGGCAGCCAGAACAGCAGCAGCAGCCCAUCAAACUUGGCAUGUCAAAUGGCUGCGUAUGCAUGUGAUUGCAUUAAAGUUAUCACAUUGUUGGCGCUUAAUUUUAUAUGCAAUAAUCAUAAGUGAAAUUAGCCGAGCACCGCCCUAUGUCGAUGCGAACAAUGGCGCUGCCGUUGGAUCGCCACCAUCGAAAAUGCUACCAACGGCCGCCGCAUCAACGUGGCCAUCCAAUUUUUUCGAUGCAGAUCGGAUUCAGUGUCCCAGUUUUCACUUAAAUUCCGCUUGCCCGUGCUAUAAAUUUGAAGAUGGUCUUCAGCUUGAAUGCCCGCGAACAACGGAGACGGCAUUACGUACAACUCUUCAAAUCGUUAAAUCACCCAUUCAAACGCUAUCGUUGUACGAUUUCGAUCGAACGGCCACAUCAAUAUCGUCGGAUAUGUUCGUGAAUGGCAUCCAUAUACGCAAUUUGAAAUUUUCCAACACUCAACUGAGCAUGCUGAAGGACAAUAGUUUGCAGUAUUUACGUACAAUGCUGGAAACGCUUGCCAUAACUAACAGUAAAUUAAAUCAGAUACCAAGGAAUGCGCUGUCUGGCAUGGAAAAAUUAAUGGAGCUAGACUUCGAAUCGAACCGCAUUACGAGCAUCCACGAUUAUCUUUUUUAUGGGCUUCGCUUGGUCAAAUUAAAUAUGAAAGCUAAUGCACUGGAAAACAUACCGGAAUAUGCAUUUGCCGGUCUUGAAGAAUCACUCACGGAAAUCGAUUUAUCCGAGAAUAAAAUAAAAGCGUUUCCGUUGCGGUCACUUCGAAAAUUGAAUCGGCUGCGCUCGUUGCGGCUCACAUCCAACGAAAUGUCGACCAUGUUCAAGGGUAAUCGAUCGAUACUGAUGCCAUCGUUGAUGUACCUAUUUCUCGAUCUCAACCGUUUCACCGAAAUUGAAUCCGAUGCAUUUGCCAUGUUCCCAAACAUAUCCACAUUGUCGCUGUUCAACAAUGGCAUUAUGCACAUAGCCGACAAUGCAUUUGAUUCAUUGGUGGCAUUGAAAUCGCUCGAUUUAAGCCGCAAUAAUAUCAGGCAUUUGGACAAAAACCUAUUUAAAUCGAACCUUGCAUUGCACUCAUGCGAUUUGAGCAACAAUCAUUUGCAUUCGAUUGCCGGUCUGUUUGUCGGUUUGCCCGAAAUUCAAGAUAUUUUCAUAUCCGAUAAUAAUAUACUCGACCUGCCCGUCGAUACAUUCACCAAUUCCACGAAUAUUAAAAUGAUUUAUUUGGAAAACAACGCAAUUCGCCGUGUCGACGAGAGCGUAUUCAGUACGUUGGUCAAUUUAGAGCAACUGUAUUUGGGCUCAAAUUUCAUUACGCACAUACCGCAAUCGCUGUUCAACCAAACGGAAAAGCUAAUUUCGUUGAGCCUCGACCGUAACAACAUACGUGAUCUUAAGCCCGGCCUGUUUGAUGUAACAAAAGGCUUACGCGAAAUUCAUUUGCGCUACAAUAAAAUUCGCACCAUACGCAGGCAGGUAUUUUACUCGUUACCCGAACUGAUUGAAUUGCAGCUGCAGAAUAAUUCGAUUACAACGAUUGAGGAGGAUGCAUUUGACAGUUUGAAAAAGCUGCAACACAUAAGUUUACAGCAAAAUCAAUUAACAACGUUACCACGAAUAUUUCCGGCUGACUCGACCUCGUUGCUGUCCCUUGAAAUUGAUAAAAAUUACAUUGUUGACAUUCACAAUGAAACGUUUCAGGCCAUGGCGAAUGUGUACGUUUUGUGGUUGAAUCAUAAUCAACUCACCAAAUUGGACCGUAGCCUAUUCAAAGAUAUGCCACAAUUGGAGCGACUACACUUGUAUAACAAUCGCAUUGCAAACAUUGCGGUGAACACAUGGAAUGAAAUGGAAAAUCUUCGUUACAUUGAUAUGCAUGCGAAUCGGCUGCAGAGCGUUAAACGUGGCAUUUGGCAAAAUUUGAAAUCACUGGAAGAGUUGAAUUUGGCUGCAAACGAAAUCACCGAAAUACAAACGAAAGCGUUUGUCAAUUUAAAAAAAUUGAAUCGCUUGGAUUUGUCGAAUAAUCCAAUAGUAACAUUGACACGCAACACAUUCGCCGCUGACAUUGCAUACUUGAAUCUACAGAAUUGCUCGUUGACACAAAUCAAUGCGGGCACUUUUAAUGGCUUGCAUAAUUUGAUCGAAUUGAAUUUGGAAAAUAAUAAUUUAACGCUUGACAUCGUACGGCAAUUGGAUGUGCCCAGCGUGCGUACGCUUCGUUUGUCACACAACAAUUUCACCAUUGCCACGGAUAUGGUGUUCGAUAAGAUGCCAAUGCUUGAAACGCUUUUAAUGGAAAAUUGUCAUUUUCAACACCUGCCCGAAAUGAUUUUCCGGCAUAAUUUGAAUUUAGUGCGAUUGGAUGUUAGCUACAAUAUGCUCAAGACAUUCGAACCGACCACAUUCUAUGGCCUGAACAAUUUCAAAGAAUUACAUUUCAGGCGAAAUCUAUUUAGUGAUUUACCGUACGCUGCCUUACACAACAUAUCCACACUGGAAACGUUGUCGUUGUCGCAUAAUAUUUUGACAACGCUCGACUUUCUUAAGCUCAACGGUUUACCAAAUUUACGGCAUUUAAGUGCGAACGAUAAUGUGCUAUCGUCGGUGGGUGGCUUUGGUGCCGUUAAUUUAAGCCGAUUGAUAUCGGUCGAUCUGAGUGGAAACAUUCUAAUGGAUUUACCGAAAAACUUUUUGCAAAAUUCAAUUGCACUGGAGCGCAUUGAUUUAGCAUCGAAUCGAUUUCCGCAUAUACCAUUCAUUGGCAGUUCGAGUGUCAGCAGCAUUAGCGGCGGUGGUUCUAUGGACGAUGUACUAUCACAAUUGAAUUGGCUGAAUUUAUCAGGUAAUCCGUUUGCCAGCAGUAUUCAUGAUGCAGAAAAUCUGGAAACACCGUCGACAACAACACGUUACAUCAUACCACAUUUGAAUGAGCUACACAUCAGCCAUACAAAUCUAACGGCGAUCAGUAGCUCCGAUUUCGAUGGCUAUUUCACAUUACAGCAUCUCCAUUUGAUGCAGAAUCGUUUGCAGCGCAUCGCAUCGUAUGCAUUCAAAAAAUUGCAUAAUCUUUUAACAUUAGACAUUAGCGUAAACGAAUUGGAGCGCUUGCCAAGAGAAUGUUUGCACGGUUUGGUGCAGCUGAGGCGCUUGAAUCUAUCAACGAAUCGUCUUCAUGUGUUGGACGAAUUUACCAUUGAAUUAGCAUAUUUAGAAUCAUUAGAUAUUUCAUACAAUCAAUUGGAGCGCAUCGAUCGGAAUACACUUCAAAACUUGCACGAGCUACGUGAAUUGCGACUGGCCGGCAAUCGUAUUGCAUCGGUUAUCGUUGACAGUUUUCGCUUUCUCAACAGUUUAACAUUGUUGGACAUGCGAGAGAAUCAAUUCCAACAGCUACCAUUGGAGGUGCUCAAUUUUCUGGAGACUCAUUUGCAAACAUUGCAAUUGGAACAUAAUCCGUAUAAUUGCUCCUGUGAAUCGCAGACACACUGGGAUUGGAUUAAAGAUCAUCAGAAAAUUAUGCAUUCGACAGAGCGAUUUAUCAAAUGCGAUAGUCCGAUAUCCUUGAAACAUCGGCCGUUUGCCACCGUUACACCCGAAGAAUUUUGCCCGUUAAUCACUGAAGUGACAAUCGAUGACAUUCAACGGUAUUCAAUGAAUGUGUCGUGGCAACAUCGAGAGCAUGACGGACUUAGUGGCUUCGAAAUAUUCUAUCAAGCCGUCGAGGGCGGUGGUGUUGAUGAUGCUGAGCUACUGCCAAUGCACGUCAACGCAUUCGAACGUUCGGCCAAAUUGAAUGUUCUAUCGCCGGGCACAGUAUAUCGCAUCUGUGUAAUUGGACUAGGAAAUCGCCUAUCGUCGGCCAUGACAAUGUACUACGUCUCAAAUAUGGUGGCCGAUAAUAAUUUGGUAAAUCAAUUUAGUGAUAAACUGGUAUCGGCCAUCGACGAACCAUUUGCUGCUGGAUUUGACGUGGAUGAUUCGGAAAAUAUGCUACAUACCAUUGAAAAUAAAACGGAGGCAAUUUACUGGGAGUUUAGGCAUGGUCUAAUGAAAUCGAAAAUUGAUACACCGAUUUCACGGUGCAUUGAAGCACAAACAUUAGUUGCGGAACCCGUUCAAAUCACCGAAGAAAACCGAUUAACCGACGGCGGACUGUUACACUCGUUACUCACCAGACGUCUUGGUCUUAUCGUUGGCUGUUGUCUUGGUAUCUUUGUAUUCAUUAUCAUUGUAUCGAUACUGGGCUGGUUGAAAUUGAAAAAGCGACGACUUGAAAAUGCAAAACGUCGUGAACAGCAACUUAACCAAGCCGAACAGCUAAAUUAUCAGCAUCUAAAUCAUCCUGAACUAAAUCAGACACAAUUGUUGCCGCCGCCACCCGAUUACAACAACACAUCGUAUCGGCAAUUCACAACGAUACCGUAUACCGAUUGUGAUGCACGCGACAAUUGCAAUCAGCACCUGAUGCAUCCGCCGCCGCCGCCACCAAAUUGUAUAUCGGGCACGGUGAUCGGCACAACAAACAUCGCUUGCUAACAUGCAUAGAUACGACAAUUAUACACAGCUCAUUUCACAUCACCGAUUCAUUUGCAUAUAUUGCUUUGCUGUAGUUAGGUAUCGUUUUCGUCGGCUUGUUUCCUUCGUUGUUGUUUUUUCUUUUUUCUUUUCUCAUGGAUAAAUAAUGCGAUUGUUUGACUACAACAAUCUACAUAUUCUAAUUACCCGGAUCCGUGGGCAGAUGACGACGUGAGUGAAAUCUAUUUGAAUAUUGGCGAACAAAAAAUUGUGUCUAAAAAUAAAUAGUCCAUUCGCUUCGUUUUCCUUGUCCAUUUCUAUUGAUAUUUCUAUUUCGAGGAACAAAACCAAACUUUAUUCGAAUUCCGAAGAGCAACUUUAUAAUCACUUUACAUAAACAUUCAGUGAGAGUUUCAUCAUGACAUCGAUACACAUUCACCUUAAGCCCAAAACGACGUGGUGGAAGUUUGCUCAAACAAAUACACGAAGAAAAACCGAAACGAAUGCAAAAAAAAAGAAUGAGGGAAAAAAAGAGAAAUUGAUGUCCUGAUAAACAACAAGUUCAACAACAAGACAAUAUUGUUUAAACAGCUCUUGGAUUUUUAUUCCCUGCCUGUGUUCGGUUCUAUUCUGUUGUUCGUCUGGGUGUGGAAAACUUUUUACACGCUUUUGGGAUGAUGGUUAUCAAAAGAUAUCGAAUAUUGCAAAGCCUACACGACAUUACAAACAUGCCGGCGUCCGAUCGGAACAAUACCCAGUAACAACUGGCGAAUGUAUCACCGAGAGAAAGGCACCGAUGGUGACACAAGAUAAAAUCAAAAUUGAUGAUGAUUAGCGCGUCACAGCUGUCACCCUAAUGUAAACGGUCCGGUGAUUCCCUUCCUCCAAUUCCCAUUCAAAAUGGCUCUGGCCCGGAAUAAAAGCGACAGGUAAAAAAAACGAAUAAUCAUUAUAAUCCGCUUUAAACAUCGGACCUAUCUGAUUUGCCAUGCUAUUGAAAAUCAGUGAGAGACACACACAGAUAGAGUAUCUAACCACUUUCUUGCGUAUACACCGGCAUAGACUUGAUCUGAAACAUCAUAAUUUCCAUGGUAUUUUCAAUUUAUUAACCACUUUGAUUCGGGCAGUGCAGGUGAAUUCCGUGUUACCACCAAAUUCAUCUCCAUUUUUUUUUUCCGGCACGAUUUAAUAUUUGAAAAUUCCAUACGAAAAUCACAAAUCACAUUGACGUUGAGGCUUUUGCGUGUGCAGUUCACACUUGUGUGAAUAUGUGUGGCGCAGAUGUGCAAGUGGAAAAAUAAUUGAUUAAAAUUGAAUUUUUAAUGUUUACAUCUAUUACGGAAUAUUUUGCGAUUUUCGAAACCCACACGAAGCACAAUGCUUCAUACAUAAUGCAAUAGAUAUUAAAUUGUUGAACAAUUUUGCCAAUUAAACGCAUUCGUAGAAGGAGACAAAAAACUGCGUUCAUUCUCUCACUUCCACUCACACACACACACACACACACACACACAUCGUGUCGGCCGCGGUCGCUCGCAUUCAAUGAACAUAAUAAUAUUUCGAUUAUGAUGCCAGCGAACAGUGUAUACCAGCCAUAAAUAAUUAAAAUCAACUUAACUGCAUUUACUUCAAUAGCAUACACAGUUACACACUCACAAAAGCCGAACUCAAUAUAAACAAUAAAAAAACAUUCACACACACAGCUAAUGAUAACGAAUGGGGAGCCAUUUUUCAACCAGGUUUUUAACCAAUUGGUUAAUUAAAAACAUUAAUUUACAUGUAAAAUAAUGAUAUUAUUAAUGUAUAGGAUAUUAAAAUAGGGUACGCAAUUGUUUGUGCUUGCUCUCUCACCAAAUUGAAAGCGUCGAAUGGAAAAUGGGUGAGAAUGAACGAACGAAUGGGUGAGAGAGUGCGAGAGAGUUUUCAAAAGUUUCAAAAAUGUUGCGUCUGACCUCUCAGCACCUUUUGUAUGUGCAUUGUGCAGUGGCUAGGGCAUUAUUUUAUUGAAGGCUCGACAACAACAACAACAAAAUAAUAAUAAAUUCUGUAUAAAUCCAAUAAAUUCCGGCUCACCAAAUGGUUGUGUUUGGACGCAGCACACACACACACACAACGCGUAAAUAAACAAACAAACAAUAUGAUGCAAAUCAAAAUUAAAUUGAAGCUAAUUUACCAAAUAAUUACAAUUAGAGAGGGAACACAUCCUUGAACCAACCAAUCCAAAAAAAAAUGAUGUAUAAUGAUGAGUAAUUUAUUGCCCAUAUAUAGAUGAUAAAAGAACAACAACAAAUAAUUAAACCUAAACAUAUAAACGAUGAAUUUUAUUUAAACCAUUUUAUUUGAGAGAGAUAGAACACCAUUAAAAAAUGGUCAACCAUUCAUAUCGUAUAGGCAAAUUUUUUUGUUCGUCUACUCCAAAAAACGGGAAAAAUAAAUUUUUAGUGGAGAAAAGUGAGUCAAAUUUCCGGUUUAGAACAAAUUCAAAUCGAAUUGAAUUGGAAAUGAAUAAAGUUGAGAAGUCAAAGAGGCGCUUCCAUGGAUACACACACACACACACACACAAGAAAGAACACGGAAGUUUGAGCUUUUCUUUGAAAGUGGAAAUUUGAGCUUGGAAUUUCUUUAUAUAUAAAGAGAUGGCACAUUUCACUUUUGAUAUAGUAUAUCCGUUAUAAAUCAAAUGAUUCGAAUCCAGAAAUAUUAUUGGAAUUUGUGUGAAAUACAUGAUGCAUUUCUCACUCUCCCUCCCACACACAAACACAAAAUAAACACACUUGUAUACUCGUUAUUCUGACCAUAUGCUCCCAUAUGGUAUACUGUAAAAUAACCGCCUCAAACUACAUAAAGUGAGGCUACACACAAUCCCAUUGAAUUUUGUGUAUGUUGUAGUGCGACGCAAAACAAGUCAAAACCAUCAAAAAUGUUAUAUAAUAAUCAAUCACAAUUACAAUACCUAUAGGUAUGAUUAUAGAUUUAAGAGAGGAAAAUUUUUCUAAGGAAUUCGUUUAAUUUUAAAUAUCCAUUGUUUUUUAUUUGUCGUUCAAAAAAAAAGCCAUUUAUUUCAAGUUUUGCCUAGUUAAUUGAAUAAUUUUUUUAAAAGCAGAUAAACUUAACGUUUUAAAUAUAAAUUACAAUAAAAACCAAAAAAAUUAAAUAAAUAUCUAUAUUAUAUGAUGUAAGAAAGAGAAAAAAAGUUUAAAUCAAAGGAAAUCAAAAUUGUACAUAACAACAAAAAAAGGAACAGAAAAAAGAGAUGAAAAAUUAUAUUGUAGGUAUUUGUAAAAUUACUAACGUAGAUUGUUUCAAGUGGCUGCGAGUAUAAUAAUUGAUGGAAAAAAAUGGCAAACACUCUAUUGUCAGACAAUGAACGAAUUAACGAAUGAACGAAUAAAUUGAUGAACGAAAUGCAAAUACACUUAUCAGAAAAAUGAGAUACGAUCUCAAUCACUCACCCAUACACAAACACACUCACACUCACAAACUCACUUAAUAGAGUCAGAGGGGAAAAAAUUUGACCAGAGAUGCAAAUAAAACA
Sitodiplosis mosellana (orange wheat blossom midge) is the source of this 10222-nucleotide messenger RNA. RefSeq names its product protein artichoke-like. Gene Ontology annotation, molecular function: protein binding. The transcript is spliced from 12 exons. The coding region runs from base 2008 to 6711 and encodes 1567 amino acids. Gene Ontology annotation, cellular component: extracellular matrix. The record is from RefSeq and is a predicted model, not a curated record. NCBI's taxonomy places the organism in Eukaryota, Metazoa, Arthropoda, Insecta, Diptera, Cecidomyiidae.